AUGGAGAUGGUGCCAGGCUUCCAAGCAGAUGUGGCUAUCCCCAGGCCCGGAGCACAGUCAGGAGGCCCAGUCAGUGCUGAAGGGGGACAUUUUGUGGACCGGCACCGAGCAGAGCUGAUUCAACGGGUCUCUAUGGUGGAUGGGGUCCUGGACAUGCUGUGUGGCACCGUGCUGGAUAAUGAGCAGUACCAGAGCAUCUGAGCCGAGAGAAGCAACCUGGAGAAGAUGCGGAAGCUGUAUGAGUUCAUGCCGAGCUGGAACCGGGGCUGCAAGGACCGGCUCUACCAGGUGCUGAAGGCCAAGCACAAGUUCCUCAUUGAAGAGCUCGAGGGGAAAUGAACGCAAUAAGCCGUCCCUCCUCCUGGAGCGGCUGUGCCUAGAGUCCAUUCCAUGGCACUCGGGAGUCCAGCUCUGGUUCUUCUCCCUCUUCACCCGGGAUCCAUUGUGGUGAGCCUCUGGAAUCCGGUUCUGGUCCUUCAACCUGUCAAUCAGUGCUUGUCUGGUCUUUAUCCACCCCACUAGGCACAUCCCUUACCGUCGUCACAGCUGGGUCUCCGACAGGGGGGCUCCAUCCGUGCCCCUCCCCCCGGCCUCGCCUCAGGCUGAACUUGGGUGGAGAUUCCAUCAAAGGCCCCAGUUCCCUGCUCACCUUCCUCAGCAAUGUCACCAGCAGCACCAUCUCCAUUCUCUGCUGUGUAAGGGCACCUGCCUCAAGCCGGAACACGGCGCGUGCUCUGGGAGUUCCCUGGGCCUUCCACCUCCUCCCCACCUCCGACGCCCUCGGGACAUUCUGUGUGGCAGGGUUUAUCGGUCACGGAAGCCGAUUAAACAGAACUCGACGUAGUUCACUUGGAAAGUGAGGAACCAGCAGUAUGUCUGCACUGCGGCUGGGAGCAUGCCUCCCAGCUCACGUCAGUGGUUUAG
Molecule: messenger RNA, 924 nt
Organism: Malaclemys terrapin pileata
Lineage: Eukaryota; Metazoa; Chordata; Testudines; Emydidae
Product: apoptosis-associated speck-like protein containing a CARD
Exons: 3
Biological process (GO): regulation of apoptotic process; innate immune response; inflammatory response
Cellular component (GO): canonical inflammasome complex
Source: RefSeq, a predicted model, not a curated record